GCUCCGCGUUGUCUACCAACUACCGAGAACAUCAUGCAUUGACGGCACAUGGACAUUUAUCUCCCAUUUACACAAUCAGGUCAUGAUGCCAUUCCAAAGCCUGAUCCGGCCGUCCCGAACUGACCUAAGUCAUAGAUAGCUCAAAUGGUAUACUUGAGAUUGUAAUGUGGACGAGAUCCAUCCUACUGGUUAUGUUGACGGCAUUUACAUUAUGGCACGUCACUAACAGCAAUGAGAGGACUGGGGGAGACGUGAUAGAGCCUGGGAUGGUAACAGAGUCCAGUCUCUCACUAAGAGACAUUCUACCCAUCAACCCAAAACAUUAUGACAAAAACCGAGCACCUAAGUUCCAAGGACAGGCAACUAUUGUUUAUUUCCAUGUCACUGUUCUCUCACUGGACUCAAUCAAUGAGGAAUCAAUGACCUAUGUCGCAGACAUUUUCUUAGCACAAAGUUGGAGGGACCCGAGACUUCGCUUGCCAGAGAAUAUGAGUGAGGAGUACAGGAUACUAGACGUCGAAUGGCUGCAUGAUAUCUGGAGACCGGACUGUUUUUUCAAAAAUGCCAAAAAAGUAACUUUUCACGAAAUGAGUAUUCCCAACCAUUAUCUAUGGCUCUACCACGACAAAACACUUCUUUACAUGUCAAAGCUUACACUUGUACUGUCAUGUGCUAUGAAAUUUGAGUCCUAUCCUCAUGAUACCCAAAUCUGCUCAAUGAUGAUUGAAAGUUUAUCUCAUACAACACAUGAUUUGGUGUUCAUAUGGAACAUGACGGACCCAUUAGUCGUCAAUCCAGAAAUAGAACUGCCUCAACUGGACAUAUCUAACAACUACACAGCUGAUUGUACCAUUGAAUACUCAACUGGAAACUUUACAUGCUUAGCAGUAGUGUUCAACUUAAGAAGACGACUGGGCUAUCACCUGUUUCACACAUACAUUCCUUCAGCUUUAAUCGUUGUCAUGUCUUGGAUAUCAUUUUGGAUCAAACCUGAGGCAAUUCCAGCUAGGGUCACUUUGGGAGUAACUUCAUUGCUGACAUUAGCAACACAAAACACACAAUCACAACAAUCCCUACCACCAGUGUCUUACGUGAAGGCCAUUGACAUUUGGAUGUCAUCGUGUUCUGUGUUUGUGUUCCUAUCUCUGAUGGAGUUUGCUGUAGUCAACAACUACAUGGGCCCCAUCGCAACAAAGGCGAUGAAAGGAUAUUCUGAAGAAGACGUUAGAGGAGGUUUAGACGAUCUCAAGGAAUUGGAUCCAUCUGGAAGGGGCCCCCCACGGGCAUCUAUUCUCCCAUCUCUACCACAAUACCCCACUUUCUGCAAUGGUAGGGAAAUUGCCCUCUCAAUCGAUCAAUUCUCCAGAUUUUUUUUCCCGUUUUCAUUUUUUGUUUUGAACAUAGUAUACUGGACAUCGUUUCUCGAGGUGUAAGGGUGUGCUUUUGUAAAUAGCCUAUACGAUGUCUGCUGUAAUUUGUGUGCAGUUUUGAAUUUUGAAAAUUUUGUAUGACUUUCUGUUUCUAGAGUAUUGUUGUUAUGUGUAAGUUGUUCAUCAGUAAAUGUUGUCAAUAAAACAACUUG
Molecule: messenger RNA, 1582 nt
Organism: Macrosteles quadrilineatus (aster leafhopper)
Lineage: Eukaryota; Metazoa; Arthropoda; Insecta; Hemiptera; Cicadellidae
Product: glycine receptor subunit alpha-2-like
Exons: 10
Coding region: 165-1433 (422 amino acids)
Biological process (GO): chloride transmembrane transport; nervous system process; chemical synaptic transmission
Cellular component (GO): synapse; neuron projection; membrane
Molecular function (GO): chloride channel activity; transmembrane signaling receptor activity; extracellular ligand-gated monoatomic ion channel activity
Source: RefSeq, a predicted model, not a curated record